AUGCCCCGCGGUCGCCCCCGAAUCUACAAAACUCCGGAAGAUAAGGCUCGUGCCAAUCGAGAGAAAAGCAAGCGAAGUUACCACAAGCAAAAGGUUGCUAUCAGUUCUCGCCGAGUGGCCCGCCGCUACCGCCACGAAAGAGUCAAGAACAAGCCUAUCCUUGGUGCAGCUCCAGCCGAAGCCCCGCCCAGCGCAUAUCCCGAUCCUGACGAUGUCCCUGCGUGGAUGGCCCUGGUCUCCCAGGUUGCCGCAAAGACCCAGGAGCUCAUUAAAGGCUCCGUACGUGGAUAUUUCCAGCAAAUAUGCCAGUGUUUCAUCUUCUCCCUUCUGAGGAACGAGAUUGAUGAUGCUGCAAUGGAGUUCGAAAGUAUGAAAAUCACUAUACAACGGUGCGGGCACGCUUUGUUACAAGUCGUCGGGGUGGGAGACGAAUACCGGGCAGCGGAACAGGUAGAGAGGGAGAUCGACCAAGUGAUAUGCUGUUUUGAUGACAUCAUGUGUCAUCUCUUGGUUGGCAAGGCCGAACUAUUUGAUAUGUACUCCAGCGAGCAGCUCAUGUACCAAUCCCUGGUGUAG
Pleurotus ostreatus (oyster mushroom) is the source of this 576-nucleotide messenger RNA. RefSeq lists its product as uncharacterized. The transcript has 4 exons. The record is from RefSeq and is a predicted model, not a curated record. Lineage: Eukaryota; Fungi; Basidiomycota; Agaricomycetes; Agaricales; Pleurotaceae. Bases 1 to 576 code for a protein of 191 amino acids.